Messenger RNA from Bemisia tabaci, 1179 nucleotides. RefSeq names its product Mitochondrial fission 1 protein (gene Fis1). Gene Ontology annotation, molecular function: protein binding. Gene Ontology annotation, cellular component: peroxisomal membrane; mitochondrial outer membrane. The record is from RefSeq and is a predicted model, not a curated record. Gene Ontology annotation, biological process: mitochondrial fission; peroxisome fission; autophagy of mitochondrion. NCBI's taxonomy places the organism in Eukaryota, Metazoa, Arthropoda, Insecta, Hemiptera, Aleyrodidae.
UCACAUUAUCUUAUAUCUGAUCAUCUGACUGUCUGACUCGUACACGGAAACAGAGUCUAAGUGAGGUUUAAUAUAAGAUUUCGAGGCAUUUCGCGUCUUUACUCUCGGUGUUUCGACUUCAGAAGGAUAAAUUUAUGCGUUCAUAUUAACGCUUGAUCGCUCAGGUACCUUAGCUUCAAAAAUGACAGAUACAGAGGAUUUGUUGAACGAGACCGUUCUUCCGGAGGAUUUGAAGAAGUAUGAGAAAGUGUAUCAUGAACAGUUGCACGGGGGUAGCGUAACACGUCAAGCACAAUUUAACUAUGCCUGGUGUCUGGUGAGAAGUAAAUUUCCAGUUGACAUUCGUAAAGGCAUCAUUUUGCUGGAAGAGCUGUUUAGAAGUGCAGCAGAUGCAGAGGAUGAAAGGAGAGACUAUCUGUACUAUUUAGCACUUGGAAAUUGUAGAAUUAAGGAAUUCUCUGCUGCAUUACAAUAUACAAGUGCAUUCCUUGAAAUUGAACCAGGAAAUGCUCAAGUGAAGACCCUCGAAGAAGUGAUAAGAAAAAAAAUGGAGAAAGCCGAAAUCCAAGAAGGCAUCAAAGGGAUUGCUAUCAUCAGUGGAGUAGUUCUGGCACUUGGAAGCAUUGUCGGGCUAGGGAUGGCUCUCAGCAAGAAGUAACCUGCUCAGCAAGUGUGAGGCCUUCCUGUAUACAUACCAUUAUAUUGUUAUCCGAUUCCUUUUUUGUUGUCGCAAAUCUUCUAUGAAGUAUAAAUAUUUUUGAUGUACUCUCUUUUGUAAAUAGGCUCUUUAGCACUCACCUCAUGCUCCAAUGCACCACUUGAAUCAAAUAUAGUUUUUGAUCAAUCAACAGUAUCAAUUGGAAAGCGGGUGAUUAGACUGGAAGAUGAGUUGAUUGAUCAUAGAUCACUGUUAUCAUUGCUGAUUUUAGAAUUUAAGUGAUUUUGUUUCACUUUUAUUCUUCUGUACAAUCAUUCACUCUUGUACUGUUGUGGUGAAAUCACUCUUCUUUUUUAUUUUUCCUGAAUAUAUAAUUUUGAAUGACUGGAGUGAUAAGUCAAUGACUCCUUUUUACACAUUACCACACAUCUAUUUAUAGUUUUUGUACAGUUAAAGUGUUGAAAUUUUGAUGACUCCUUGUCUUAUUUAUUAUGAAUAAAAUGUUCCUCUUAUUAGUUGAA